AGGCAGGCAGAUUGUAAGUUCCCUUGACUUGCCUUCUACCUAAUACCAAGAGGGAGUCAUGAAGGCGUUCUGCUGUUUCCCGUUUUUGUUCUUUCUCACUUUCCUCGCCUGUGUCCACUUCGCAUGGUCGGCUGUCCCGAAAGGCUAUUUCCGCAACAAUUACCGCGAGGCACUGGCUCGCGGAAAAUUGUACGAAAUUCGCUCUCUGAAUCACGCGUUACUCAAGCAUAUUGCGCGCUAUUGCCCCGACGAGGUUCUUUCCCUGGAGGCAAAUCUCAGGUUGAUUAAAAGGGACUUGACCUAUGUGAUGUUGUUAAGAGCGGCCAUGGAGAUAUACUAUGACCUGGUGGAUUUGAGCAUCAAGUGUCAAGCAGCGUGCAGCCAUCGUCUCGUGUUCGGAAGCGACCCUAUCCCAAAAAAAGCCAUAACAGCGUCCAGCGUCUACUCAUCUGGGUCACAAUACGCGAUCAAUCUGAAUUCUACAUGGGCAUGGGUACCAGCGGCUGCGCAACUUAAGAAUCAGAACCAAUGGAUUCAAUUUGACCUGGGCACAAUAAGAGUUAUAACCGCCGUCUUGACUAUGGGGCGUGCCGAUCGCUACAACAAUUGGGUAACUGAAUACAAACUGCAGUACAGCGUUUCUGGGUCUACAUGGACUACCUAUCAAGAUGGGGACGGAAAAGAUAAGCACUUUUCUGGCAACUCGGACCGUAAUACCAUCGUUAGGCAUGAUCUAGUGCCUCAUAUCCAAGCACGCUUUGUCCGCAUCCUGCCAAUGAAAUGGUACGCCUACAUUGCCAUGAGAGCUGACAUACUUGGUUGCUAACCACUCAUCCAGGUUUUUUUGGGGGGUUCAAAAUUAAAGAACUCUGAUUAUUUGUUUCAUUGGAAAAUGUCAUUUCAUUAAAAUUGACUUAGUAUUUCCUGUUUAAAAGAAAUUUAUCAUUUCGAAUUGAAAUUGUGCAAAAUGAAAAGUUUGGACAUUUAAUAUACUUUCUUAUUCAGCAGCAA
This is a messenger RNA of Lingula anatina, 1011 nucleotides long. Its product is annotated as retinoschisin. NCBI's taxonomy places the organism in Eukaryota, Metazoa, Brachiopoda, Lingulata, Lingulida, Lingulidae. The record is from RefSeq and is a predicted model, not a curated record.